GUUCGUCGCCGUGUGGUGAAAAUGAAUGUUUUAGGAGUAUCAAACCCGCCUUCGUAAAGCAUUUCAACGGCAGCAUAAAGGAACACCUAAAUGGGCCAAACUGGCCAUUACUAUAAGUAAAAAGUCGGAGACGGGAAAUUUCCUUCAGAAUGUACAAUUCACUAAUUUUCCCAUUACAAACAUGAGUUUAAUGCAAGGGGGCUGCUCAGUGAUUUGUGGCUCCGUGCGACAGGGUUAUCUGAUGAAAUACGAUCUCGAAAAGGGCUUCGUAGUGGAAGUGAAGCUUCCUAAAUGUAUACCUCCGCAAAACGCUGGCCGUUUUUCGUUAUCCAGUGAUGGAUUACUUCUUGCUAUGACCGCACGUAAUUCACAAGUUCACGUUCUGUCUUCAUCGUCCAUGGAAUUGAUCAAAACAUUGUCCGCUCCGGCAGACGUGACGUCUCUGCAGUUUUUUCCUGGAUCAAAUCGAGAAAUAUGGGCCAUGACAGAGCGUGGUGAAGUAAUUAUAUGGAAUCUCAGUGGAUCUCAACAAAUGUUUCGGGAUGAUGGCGCUGUACGUGGAACUAAAAUUCGAUUAAGCGCUGAUGGUGAUAAAGUGGCAUGCGGAUCAAACACAGGUAUCGUCAAUUUGUACGAUACCGUAGACGUUCGCAAAUGUACUGAUCCAAAACCUCAAGCUGUACUGUCGAAUUUGCUGACGUCUUGUGAUUCAAUUGCAUUCAAUCAUGACGGACAGCUUAUGGCUUUCAGCAGUAACGUAAAAAAGAACCAAGUGAAACUCCUCCAUAUAGCUAGCGGUAGUGUGUUUAGCAAUUUUCCAAGAAAACACGAAAAGAUGUCAAACGUGGAAUGUGUCGAGUUCUCCCCACACAGCGCUUAUAUGGGAAUUGGGUGCACAAAUGGACACCUUAUUCUCGAUCGUCUGAAUUAUUUUGAAAACUAUUGA
Messenger RNA from Angiostrongylus costaricensis, 946 nucleotides. NCBI's taxonomy places the organism in Eukaryota, Metazoa, Nematoda, Chromadorea, Rhabditida, Metastrongylidae. The record is from the annotation of a GenBank genome assembly.